GAAAAGAAAGUCAAGCACUCAUCUCAUGGGAUUUGGUUCAUACUUAUCAAAGGUUCCUCUGCUCCCGUGUAAGUGGGCUGGUCUCUAUGUGAUAAGGUCUUUGGACAGUGUGGGAGUUGAGCAAUCACACGACUGCUUCAACUACAAGCCAGCACAGAACUUCCUUCCUCCCCUGUUCCAACAAAAAAAAAAACCACAGUCAGCUGGAGGCCUUUAUAAAUGGGGUCUAUGUUCACCUCUCAGUCACUGGAUCAGACGCGGAUCGUCGAGAACAGAGUUUCACACCAUCGUCUGCUUUUCUAACAUCGACAUCAUGAGUCCUAGGAAACAAUCUCUACUGAUUUGCGUGGUUUUCCUCUGCGGGCUGGAGGACGCGGUGCUCGCCCAGCACAGGCACUGCGCAGACGAUCGGUGUGUUGAACUUUUAAGCAAGCCCGAGGACUUUCAGGGGGCGCAGAGCAGCUGCAGAGACUCGGAGGGAACGUUGCUCACGAUCAGCUCGGAACAAGCGGUGGAGACAUUAACGGGUCCACUGAGCGGACGCAGCGGGAGUUACUGGCUCCAGCUGCACAGCACAGACCGACGGGUGGAGGAAUCACAUCUUGUAAACUGCUCCUCCGUCUCCGUGUCGGGGGGAGGGGACAUCACGGUUUCCUGGAAGCAAUGCGGCGACGAACUGGACGGGUUUCUGUGCCAGUACGUGCUCCAGGAAUCUUGCAGUCGCCUCGAGGCACACGGGGGCGCGCAGGUGAGGUAUACCACUCACCAUAUGGGAUUCGACGUCAUCGAUUCUGAAGUGUUUCCAUCAGGAACCAUCGCUGUGGUGGAAAAGGUCGGUGAACACUAUCUGGACUCGAAACAUCUGUGUUAUAAGGAGUGGAAGUCUGCUCCCUGGAACUGUGAGGUGCUGCAGGGCGGGUGCGAGCACGGCUGCAACUCCACAACACACACCUGCACCUGCCCCCAGGGACAAAUCCUCCAGCCCAACCGCAUCACCUGCGCCAAGGACCCGUGCGCCGACUGCGCAGAGGAUUGCCGAUGGAGUGGCGUUUCUUACGAGUGCGCGUGCGCUAACAACGGGUACAUGCUGGCGCAGGACGGGCAACGCUGCGUGGACGUGGACGAGUGCGAGGAGGACGACGACCUGUGCGCAGGCGAGGGCGAGGAGUGUUUCAACACAGAGGGAGGGUACCAGUGCAGGUGCACAGAGGGCUUCGAGGAGGAGGAUGGGGCGUGCGUGGACGUGGAGAUCUGCCUGAAGUGCGAGCAUAUGUUGUGUGUGAAGACCACUGGGGUGUACGGGUGUGCAUGCCGGGAAGGGUUCAGGGUGUCAGCCGAAGACCCCACCAAGUGCGAGAGACACUGCGGCGAGAGAGACUGUCCGGCCGUGUGCCACCAAAACACUGAUAAGAGGAAGCCGGACAUGGUCCAGUGCGAAUGCCCCAAGGGCUACAUUAAAGAUAUGCGGAACAACGAGACCAUUUGCACGGACAUCGACGAGUGUGAGAUGUCAAGUUAUUGUGACCAAAAGUGUGAAAACACGUUCGGUGGUUACAGAUGUUCUUGCCAGGACGGCUUCAGGCUGCAGGAUGACAAGUGUGUGGCGGAGACGGAGGAGGAGAAGGGGGAGAUGGGGGAGAAGGGGGAGGAUGGGUCAGGAGCCACCGCUCAGCCUGCGGUGGUGCCAUCCUACAUCAAGACAGGCAGCGUCCUGGGCAUCACCGUGUUCAUGGCACUUGGCGCGACGCUGCUGUGUCUGCUGGUGCGCACCGUGGUGAAACGCUGCGGCAGGUUCGAGCUCUCCUCCUUCAGACAUCCAGACAUAGAUGUGUUUUACCUGCAGCAGGUGACCACGGAGACCUACAAGAGGUUGUCCUUCGACAAACAGAUUAAAAGUGACUUGCAACGACUGUGAUCUGGAGCAUAAGGCACAUGGGACUUUUUGUUUUCACAGGUAUCCAGAAAUGGUUCAUACAAAUCUCGUACAGCAGCGAUGGAUGAGGUCAAAUAAGAGUUUAAAGAGAAACAGCUUCAAGGAUAUGUGAUAGAUUUAUAUAUACAAUUCGCUAUUAAAUACCCUCAUGGCUAUAAAUCACUAAUCCUGAUUAUUCAGAGUCAAACAAGAUGCCGUAAAGGUACUGAAAGUUAGUCUAGUCAUUUUAUUCUAAUUAUUCAUAGGUGGUGGAAGUACUCAAGCGGUAUAAGCAAUGAGUAGAAAUAAAUAGACAAAAAUGUACUCAAAAGUAAAACUACCACAGAUGUCACACAAUAGGUUUUUAAAAUGCGAUUUAAUAUUAAGUAGAGAUAUUUGCUGACAAAUCUAGCAAAGUUGAAGUGAAAAUCACCCCCGAAAAGUUGAUCUACUUAAAUAAAGUACAGAUACAUGAAAAAUUUACUUCCUAAAUGUGUACUUAGUUAUAUCCCACCGCUGAUUUCAGUUCCCUUAACAGUGUCAAAACUCCAUCAGUGUAAAUGAAAGGUUUUGUUACUGUCACUGGAGUAUUAUCUCUUGCAUUUAUAUUUCACUUUAUUUAGUUCACACAUACACACAGCUUUUUAUAUUGAAUUUUUUAUAACAAGAAAUUGCCCUUGUCUUUGCUCAACAUUUGUACUUUACAUCGUAUGUUUUAUUCCACAUAUCAGCUGUUACACUGUAUUUUAUCUUAUAAUAAGCUCACACUGGACAUUCUUAUUAUCGAUUAAUGGAGCCAAAAAGAAGAAGCAGGUUUCUGAUUAGUCAGCACUGGCAUUGGACCACUAUUAGUUUUAAGGCUGCACUGGUUGCCACUGGAACUGUUUGUGAAGCAUGCAUGGCAGCAUGCUUUGAGGUUUUUAUAAAAACAGCCCUGGACUGUUCUUGCACUGCAGACAUGCUGCACCAGCUGUACUUUGAUACCACUGACAUUAUCCUGAGGCUGUAUGUUAUUCACUGUGUACCAGGCUGCUGCUGAGGGAUCUGCUAAACACAAAUGUAAUACUGUGCUGCUAACUUCUUCAUAUGUCACAGAAAAACACCCAGUCUCUUUGUCUGUAUAACAGGCUCACUGCAAGCUUUUUAUUUAUUUAUUUUAUUUCUAUUGAUUAAUGAUACUGUAAAUUUAAAAAAAACUGCAGCUAAAGGUUGUAUUAUGAUUAUUUUCCAUUACCAGAGGUUUUUUGUUACGUGGAUAGUGGGAGGGGAGGUAUUGAUUCAUUCUUUUAUUCAUUGAAUUAUUCGUGUUUUUUCUUUUUUCUACACCCAGAUCUAUUUCUUUUUUUGUUUCAAUUCCUUUUCCACAAACCUCCCUGCAGAUUUAACCCACAAAUUGCUGCUGUAUAUUUACAUUUAUACUGUACUACUAUAUACAUUUAGCUGACUCUAUUCACAGCAAUUUGCAGUAAGCCCACAAUAUUGGAAUAAGACUCAUGAGCAAUUAUAACCUUAUGCGUGCAGAGCAUAAUCUAAAGGUGCCUGGGUAACUGCCUGUUUGCCCCUCUUUGGCUGAGCUGCCCGUCUUUAUUAUUGUGGCUGCAUAAAUUUUAUAGUCGGUAAAGUUUGACCAAAUCAAAUCCCACAAAAGUUAUUUAAAAAGAUACAAAGCGAGGCCUUGUGGCCCUUAUCACCAUAUUUAUGUGGUGAUUGAAAGUGUGAAAAGGGUUGACUUUUUUAAGAUUGAAGCGAUGGCCCCUCAGAAUGUUGGUGCACAGAAACUGAACUCUUACUCUAUAAGAAUCUCAACGUCUGACCCUUACCACUUUUCAUCCUCUGUUGCAUUAUCUCUGUUUCCUCUCCUCUCCUUAUACCUUGUCCAAUAAAUGACAGU
Paralichthys olivaceus (Japanese flounder) is the source of this 3803-nucleotide messenger RNA. RefSeq names its product thrombomodulin-like. Gene Ontology annotation, biological process: cell migration. NCBI's taxonomy places the organism in Eukaryota, Metazoa, Chordata, Actinopteri, Pleuronectiformes, Paralichthyidae. Gene Ontology annotation, cellular component: external side of plasma membrane; membrane; extracellular matrix. The record is from RefSeq and is a predicted model, not a curated record. Gene Ontology annotation, molecular function: extracellular matrix protein binding; extracellular matrix binding; transmembrane signaling receptor activity.